AUGUCGACACACGAAAGCAAGAAAAAGUCUUCAUCUCCGAAGCAUUCCAAAAGAGAACAUCAAGCUGACAAGGAUUCAGAUGAUAUUCCUAUAGAAGAGGUUCACACAGUCAAUAAUUGGGAGCAAGCUGAUCUUGGUGAUAAUCAAAGAAAAGAAAAAUUUCUUCGCUUAAUGGGUGCAAAGAAACGUAAGGAAGAUAUUCAAACCGAAAGACAAGAUUCUCAUGGUAGCAAUCAUAGUGAUGAAGGUUCCGCCGAAAAGAAACAUUGUCGUUCAAAAGCCGAAAAUGAAUCAAUUGAACGUGAAUUAGAAAAACAAUUUAAUGAAGGUUUACAAGCAAAAAUUACACAUGCACAUCAUGAAGGUCUUGGUUUUCAUGGCGAAAGUACUGGUUUGACAUCAAGUGCAGGCGAUUGGCAUAGUCAAUCAACGAAAACAAAAUUUGUACCAGCUAAAACCGAUGGUGGAUCAUCAUUAGAUCAUGUUCAAAUAGAGAAUAAAGAGAAAUCAGAUACUAAACAACAAGACAAAACAAGUGAAAAACAAGACAAAAAUAAAAAAUCGAAAUCAUAA
Rotaria socialis is the source of this 573-nucleotide messenger RNA. Lineage: Eukaryota; Metazoa; Rotifera; Eurotatoria; Philodinida; Philodinidae. The record is from the annotation of a GenBank genome assembly.